CGGACCGGAAGUGGGGGCGGAAGUGCAGUGGGAUCAGCGGCGAUGCGCGCCUCUGCCCGCGAAGUCUGAACUGGCUGAUAGCUGGGGACGCCGUGGCGGCGCUCGACUGCAGUCGGUUGAGUUCCUGAGGGCCCCCGGUUCUGGAAGGUUCGCCCCAGAGACAAGUGAGCAGUCUGUGCCAUAGGGAUUCUCCAAGAGAACCGUGUUGUGUCCCAGUGCACCUGCUCGCAUCACUUACCAGGAGUGCCUGAGAUCCUAAGAUGUUCGGAGUGGUUUUUUCGCACAGACCCGAAUAGCCUGCCCCUCAGCCACCCUCUGUGCCCUCCUGAGAAGAGGCUGAUAUGCCCAAGAUAGUCCUGAAUGGUGUGACCAUAGACUUCCCAUUCCAGCCCUACAAAUGCCAACAGGAGUACAUGACCAAGGUCCUGGAAUGUCUGCAGCAGAAGGUGAACGGCAUUCUGGAGAGCCCCACGGGCACAGGGAAGACGCUGUGCCUGCUGUGUACCACGCUGGCCUGGCGAGAACACCUCCGAGACACCAUCUCUGCCCGCAAGAUUGCCGAGAGGGUUCAAGGGGAGCUUUUCCCGAAUCAGGCCUUGUCGUCCUGGGGCAACGCUGCUGCUGCUGCUGAAGAUCCCAUAGCUUGCUACACGGAUAUCCCAAAGAUCAUUUACGCCUCCAGGACCCACUCGCAACUCACGCAGGUCAUCAACGAGCUUCGGAACACCUCCUACCGGCCUAAGGUGUGUGUGCUGGGCUCCCGGGAGCAGCUGUGCAUCCAUCCAGAGGUGAAGAAACAAGAGAGUAACCACAUGCAGAUCCACUUGUGCCGCAAGAAGGUGGCAAGUCGCUCCUGUCAUUUCUACAACAACGUGGAAGAGAAAGGCCUGGAGCAGGAGCUGGCCAGCCCCAUCCUGGACAUCGAGGACUUGGUCAAGAGCGGAAGCAAGCACAGGGUGUGCCCUUACUACCUGUCGCGGAACCUGAAGCAGCAAGCCGACAUCAUCUUCAUGCCGUACAAUUACUUGUUGGAUGCCAAGCACUCUGUUGAGAAGAUGUGUGAAGAAUCAGCGUCCUUUGACCUGACCCCCCAUGACCUGGCUUCAGGACUGGACGUCAUAGACCAGGUGCUGGAGGAGCAGACCAAGACUGCGCAGCUGGGCGAGCCCCACCCGGAGUUCAGCACAGACUCCCCCAGCCCAGGGCUGAACAUGGAGCUGGAAGACAUUGCAAAGCUGAAGAUGAUCCUGCUCCGCCUGGAGGGGGCCAUCGAUGCCGUUGAGCUGCCUGGAGACGACAGUGGUGUCACCAAGCCAGGGAGCUACAUCUUUGAGCUGUUUGCUGAAGCCCAGAUCACGUUUCAGACCAAGGGCUGCAUCCUGGACUCGCUGGACCAGAUCAUCCAGCACCUGGCCGGACGUGCUGGAGUGUUCACCAACACGGCCGGACUGCAGAAGCUGGCGGACAUCAUCCAGAUUGUGUUUAGUGUGGACCCCUCCGAGGGCAGCCGUGGUUCCCCGGCAGGGCUGGGACCCUUACAGUCCUAUAAGGUGCACAUCCAUCCUGAUGCUGGUCACCGGAGGACGGCUCAGCGGUCUGAUGCCUGGAGCACCACUGCAGCCAGAAAGCGAGGGAAGGUGUUGAGCUACUGGUGCUUCAGUCCCGGCCACAGCAUGCGCGAGCUGGUCCGCCAGGGCGUCCGCUCCCUCAUCCUUACCAGCGGCACGCUGGCCCCGGUGUCCUCCUUUGCCCUGGAGAUGCAGAUCCCUUUCCCGGUCUGCCUGGAGAACCCACACAUCAUCGACAAGCACCAGAUCUGGGUGGGGGUUGUCCCCAGAGGUCCCGAUGGAGCCCAGCUGAGCUCUGCGUUUGACAGACGGUUUUCUGAGGAGUGCUUGUCCUCCCUGGGGAAGGCUCUGGGCAACAUCGCCCGCGUGGUGCCCUACGGGCUGCUGAUCUUCUUCCCUUCCUAUCCUGUCAUGGAGAAGAGCCUGGAGUUCUGGCGAGCCCGCGACUUGGCCAGGAAGAUGGAGGCACUGAAGCCGCUGUUUGUGGAGCCCAGGAGCAAAGGCAGCUUCUCCGAGACCAUCAGUGCUUACUAUGCAAGGGUCGCUGCCCCUGGGUCCACCGGCGCCACCUUCCUGGCGGUGUGCCGGGGCAAGGCCAGCGAGGGGUUGGACUUCUCAGACACGAAUGGCCGUGGUGUGAUCGUCACGGGCCUCCCGUACCCCCCCCGCAUGGACCCCCGGGUUGUCCUCAAGAUGCAGUUCCUGGACGAGAUGAAGGGCCAGGGUGGGGCUGGGGGCCAGUUCCUCUCUGGGCAGGAGUGGUACCGGCAGCAGGCGUCCAGGGCGGUGAACCAGGCCAUUGGGCGAGUGAUCCGGCACCGCCAGGACUACGGGGCUGUCUUCCUCUGUGACCACAGGUUCGCCUUUGCUGAUGCCAGAGCCCAGCUGCCCUCCUGGGUGCGUCCUCACGUCAGGGUGUACGACAACUUCGGCCACGUCAUCCGAGACGUGGCCCAGUUCUUCCGUGUUGCCGAGCGAACUAUGCCAGCACCGGCCCCCCGGGCUGCAGCACCCAGUUUGCGUGAAGGAGAAGAUGCUGUCAGGGAGGCCAAGUCGCCUGAUCCCCUCCUCUCCACCAGGAAAGCUAAGAGUCUGGACCUGCAUGUCCCCAGCCUGAAGCAGAGGUCCUCAGGAUCACCAGCUGCCGGGGACCCCGAGAGUAGCCUGUGUGUGGAGUAUGAGCAGGAGCCAGUUCCUGCCCGGCAGAGGCCCAGGGGGCUGCUGGCCGCCCUGGAGCACAGUGAACAGCGGGCCGGGGACCUUGGCGAGGAGCAGGCCCACAGCUGCUCCACCCUGUCCCUCCUGGCUGAGAAGAGGCCGGCAGAGGAGCUGCGAGGAGGGAGGAAGAAGAUCCGGCUAGUCAGCCACCUGGAGGAGCCCGUGGCUGGCGCACAGAUGGACAGGGCCAAGCUCUUCAUGGUGGCUGUGAAGCAGGAACUGAGCCAAGCCAACUUUGCCACCUUCACCCAGGCCCUGCAGGACUACAAGGGUUCCGAUGACUUCGCCUCCCUGGCCGCCUGUCUCGGCCCCCUCUUUGCUGAGGACCCCAAGAAGCACAGCCUGCUCCAAGGCUUCUACCAGUUUGUGCGGCCUCACCACAAAGAGCAGUUUGAGGAGGUCUGUAUCCAGCUGACGGGACGGGGCUGCGGCUACCGGCCAGAGCACAGCGUUCCCCGAAGGCAGCGGGCACAGCCAGCCCUGGACCCCACUGGAAGGACAGCGCUAGAUCCCAAGCUGACUGUGUCCAAGGCUGCAGCCCAGCAGCUGGACCCCCGAGAGCACCUGAACCAGGGCAGGCCCCACCUGUCGCCCAGGCCACCCCCCACAGGAGGCCCUGGCAGCCACCCACAGCAGGGGUCCAGAGCGCCCAGAGCAGGGAAGCAGGGCCAGCGCGCCGUGAGCACCUACCUGGCAGAUGUCCGCAGGGCCCUGGGGUCUGCAGGCUGUAGCCAGCUCUUGGCAGCGCUGACAGCCUACAAGCAAGACGAUGACCUCGACAAGGUGCUGGCUGUGCUGGCCGCCCUGACCACUGCAAAGCCGGAGGACUUCCCCCUGCUGCAGAGGUUCAGCAUGUUUGUGCGUCCACACCACAAGCAGCGCUUCUCACAGACGUGCACAGACCUGACCGGCAGACCCUCCCUGGGCAUGGAGCCACCAGGACCCCAGGAGGAGAGUCUUGCUGUGCCUCCUGUGCUCACCCACAGGGCUCCCCAACCAGGCCCCUCACGAUCCGAGAAGCCCGGAAAGACCCAGAGCAAGAUCUCGACCUUCCUUAGACAGAGGCCAGCAGGGACUGUGGGGGCGGGCGGUGAGGCUGCAGGGCCCAGCCAGUCCCCAGGACCUCCCCACGGGCCUGCAGCAUCUGAGUGGGGUGAGCCUCCUGGGAGAGACCUCGCUGGGCAGCAGGCUGCGGGAGCUCCGAGUGGGCCCCUCUCAGCAGGCUGUGUGUGCCAGGGCUGUGGGGCGGAGGACGUGGUGCCCUUCCAGUGCCCUGCCUGUGAUUUCCAGCGCUGCCAAGCCUGUUGGCAACGGCACCUUCAGGCCUCUAGGACGUGCCCAUCCUGCCACACCGCCUCCAGGAAGCAGAGCGUCACGCAGGUCUUCUGGCCAGAGCCCCAGUGAGUGCCCACGGAGGCCCUCAGCACACCCGACGUGGCUUGAUCACGUGCUUGUCCAGCUCUGGUGGGCCAAAGAACCACCCAACAGAAUAGGCCAGCCCAUGCCUGCCUGCCUGCCCCACUGCAG
Mandrillus leucophaeus (drill) is the source of this 4313-nucleotide messenger RNA. RefSeq names its product regulator of telomere elongation helicase 1 (gene RTEL1). The transcript is spliced from 35 exons. Gene Ontology annotation, cellular component: nucleus. NCBI's taxonomy places the organism in Eukaryota, Metazoa, Chordata, Mammalia, Primates, Cercopithecidae. The coding region runs from base 342 to 4190 and encodes 1282 amino acids. The record is from RefSeq and is a predicted model, not a curated record. Gene Ontology annotation, molecular function: DNA polymerase binding; hydrolase activity, acting on acid anhydrides, in phosphorus-containing anhydrides; ATP binding. Gene Ontology annotation, biological process: DNA repair; negative regulation of DNA recombination; DNA recombination.